GAAAACAAACUCAUCCCCUGCUUCAAAAAAGAUGAUUGUUACUCUCAAAGCCGAAGAAGCGAGCCAGCUGCAGCUCGUCGAGCGGGAAGACAUCAAUGACGAAGAGGACUUGUUCGAAGCGAUCGACAAAUUGAUCUCUUCAGGAAUCAAUGCUGGAGAUGUGAGGAAGCUUCAAGAUGCAGGGAUCUAUACCUGCAAUGGCUUGAUGAUGCACACAAAGAAGCACUUGACUGGAAUUAAAGGCUUAUCAGAGGCCAAAGUUGAUAAAAUCUGUGAAGCUGCUGAAAAGAUAGUGAAUUUCGGUUAUAUCACUGGAAGUGAUGCUUUGCUAAAAAGGAAGUCAGUGAUUCGGAUAACAACUGGUAGCCUGGCCCUUGAUGAACUCUUGGGGGGUGGAAUAGAAACUUCAGCUAUUACAGAGGCUUUUGGAGAAUUCCGGUCGGGGAAAACACAGCUGGCGCAUACUCUCUGUGUCUCUACUCAGGACUUAGAAGGACUUACUUGUCCUCCACGGAUCAGCGAGUCAGUGACUAGGUUCUGUUUCCAACCAAAUGAAUUGGCUUCAAUUUAUGGUCUAUAUGCUAAUUUGGCGUUUCUUUGGCAGCUCCCCACAAACAUGAAGGGUGGGAAUGGAAAGGUUGCUUACAUUGAUACUGAAGGAACUUUCCGACCUGAUCGAAUUAUACCGAUCGCUGAAAGAUUUGGCAUGGACCCAGGAGCCGUCCUUGACAAUAUCAUUUAUGCUCGUGCAUAUACAUAUGAGCAUCAGUACAACCUGCUUCUUGGUUUGGCUGCAAAAAUGGCUGAAGAACCAUUCAGACUUCUGAUUGUUGAUUCUGUCAUUGCUCUCUUUCGAGUUGAUUUCACUGGAAGAGGAGAGCUUGCUGAACGUCAGCAAAAAUUGGCACAGAUGCUCUCCCGGCUGACAAAGAUAGCUGAAGAAUUCAACGUUGCAGUCUACAUGACUAACCAAGUUAUUGCUGACCCUGGUGGAGGAGUGUUCAUAUCAGAUCCGAAGAAACCAGCAGGAGGGCACGUGCUUGCCCAUGCUGCCACAAUAAGGUUGAUGUUCAGGAAAGGCAAAGGGGAACAGCGAGUCUGCAAGGUGUUUGAUGCCCCCAAUCUACCUGAAGCGGAAGCUAUAUCCUACCUAAGUUAUAUUCUCAUUGCAAAUUGCUAAGUUCUAACCUAACAGAAGCAAUAAAUUUUCCUUUCAAAU
This is a messenger RNA of Rubroshorea leprosula, 1219 nucleotides long. NCBI's taxonomy places the organism in Eukaryota, Viridiplantae, Streptophyta, Magnoliopsida, Malvales, Dipterocarpaceae. The record is from the annotation of a GenBank genome assembly.